GCUGCGAAAGUCGAGCGACGUGGUGCCAGGCGCCUGAACCUUCACUCUUUUCCCUGCACCCAUUAGGAGUGUUCUUUUCCUCCUCCUUCAAAAUACAGCACACUCCCAACUUUCCGGGAUAGAUAUACGACAUGGACCCUCAGACAUUCUACAACCGCCUCCACAAACGGCCCUCCCACCCGGUCAUGGGUUCCAACCCCAACCCCAACCCCAUCUACUCCUCCACCCACACCGGCCACUCCUCCGUCCCCUCCGCCGCCGCCUCCUCGUCCACCGACCUCCCGCCCUCCUCCCUCCGUCCCGAAUCCUCCCUUCCCCCAUCGAGACACCACCCCGCCCGCGAGCGGUCAGAAAGCUCCGUGUCGGUGCUAUCUCCGAGCCUUGUGCGCAACUUACACAAUGCGCCGAUGACGCGGCCGGGGUUCAGGAACGAGAUGGCGAGACAGCAGAUGUUGGGCCCGCCGUCGAGGAGCCACUGGAAGCCGGACCAGCAUUCGAUGGGGUGUGAUGCGUGCGGGCAGAGGUUUACCUUUUUGUUUCGGAGGCAUCAUUGCAGAAGAUGCGGCGGCGUCUUCUGCCUCCGCUGCUCCUCCCACUCCAUCCGCCUCGACCAGGACUGCCAAUACCACCCCUCGGGCGCCCUCUCCCGCGUCUGCACAACCUGCUACAACAUCCUACAACGCGCACCCCCAAAGGCCGCCCCCGCGCCGUUCGGCCCCGCCCCGCCUCGCCCACAUCAUCAUCCACCACCACCACCGCAUAGUCAUCUUUCGGAUACGGAGAAUAUACCCGGACGCGUGGUGCCGUCGGUUGCGGCGAAGGCGGUGCCGAUUGGGACGGGCGUCGAGAAGGGGCGAGAAAACGACAAAACAGGCAUGUCCCUCAUGUCCGUGCCCUCCGACUGGCAAUGGUCCACCUUCUAGUCCCCGCCAUAGUGCAGACCACGUUCCCCACCCACCGCAACCAAAACAGAAACCACCCCCCCCCC
Molecule: messenger RNA, 988 nt
Organism: Fimicolochytrium jonesii
Lineage: Eukaryota; Fungi; Chytridiomycota; Chytridiomycetes; Spizellomycetales; Powellomycetaceae
Exons: 4
Coding region: 132-923 (263 amino acids)
Molecular function (GO): metal ion binding
Source: RefSeq, a predicted model, not a curated record